AGCCACACACCCUCCCCCUUCCUCAAGCUCUUUUUUCAGUACCCUCCUCAGAUGAUGAUCCUUUUUUUCCUCAAGACUUCCCACACUUACUCAGAGGGGGCUGUCGGAGGAAUUCGGCUGGAGGAACAGUUCGUGAAUGAAGAUGCGCAGCUUGAAGGUUACGCUCUGGCUCACCUUGUUCGCUUUCUGCUGGACUUUAUCAUCCCUUGACACUGUGCAAGCAGGCAGUAACAUCAGGCCAGGGAAGACCACCAAAGGUCUCAGAAGACAAUCUGUAAUUGCUGAUCAGCAGAAAAAAGAAUUACAGUCAGAAGGCACUCAACUGGACGAGCCCAGUGCAAUUGUGGAGGGUGAAAAUGACAAAGAGAGCAGUAAAAAGUCACCAGAAGUCAUCUUAGCAGAAAAGGCAAAGAAAGCAGCAGAGAAGGAGGCCAAAGCAAAGAAACCAAAGGCGCCCAAGCCGACCAAGGCUCCCAAGCCUGCGAAACCAACAAAGAAGCCAAAACCAACCAAAAAACCAAAGGCACCAAAGCCAACCAAAAAGCCCAAACCACCAAAACCAACCAAGAAACCCAAACCUCCAAAACCUACCAAAAAGCCCAAGGUAGCGAAGCCCACCCCAAAGUACGAAGAAAAUGAGAAAGCCAGCUCUCCAUCUAACAAACCGACCAUGGAUGAGGAAAUUCACAAAGAACUUGAAUUGGACAAAUAUCCUCCCACUAAGAACGAAGAUCCAAAGACUUCUAUUCCCGAAAUCUUAAAGGAGCAUGACCCCAGUUACUGGGAUGCCAAAUAUGAAGUUACAGAGCCUGAUCUCUUGCCUAAAGUCAAGGAGGCCGACCCUAUCACUGAGGAUCCCAGCAUAUAUUUACCCAUUCCAGAAGAGACCACAUCCACACCAAUUAUACCACCAGCCUGGUAUGAAGAAUACGAUUAUUCCGACUUGGCAGCAAAGAAGCUGGAGGAGGAGAUGGAGAAAAAGCGGAAAGAGAAGGAGGAAAAGGCUGAGAUACUCAGGAAAAUGUGGGAGGAGGAAGAGGAAGAGAGAAGAAAGCAAACUCCUGUUUAUGUCAAACCAAAAAAUUGUCCUCCAAUGGGCAUGGAGUCACAUCGCGUGGAAGACGACCAAAUCUUGUCCUCUUCGACAUCCCAUCACGGGUUUGCGGCCCAGAGAGGUCGUUUGAAUAUGCAGGCUUCGAAUGAUGAGGAGGAUGUAUACGGAGGGGCCUGGUGUGCUGACACAGAGGAGAAGGAACACUGGUUUCAGCUGGACGCCCGGCGAGAUGUGGAGUACACCGGGGUCAUCACUCAGGGCAGGGACUCGGAAACAAAUGACGACUUUGUUUCAGCGUAUUUUGUGGCCUUCAGUAAUGACACACGUGAAUGGACGGUGCUUCACGAUGGCUAUGCUGAAUGGCUUUUUUACGGCAACGUCGACAAAGACACUCCCGUGAAGAACGAGUUUUUCCGUCCUGUAGUCGCUCGAUAUAUCCGAAUCUUACCCCAGAGCUGGAACGGCAGUCUGUGCAUGAGACUGGAGGUGCUAGCCUGCCCCCUGCCUAAUAGUUUCCCGACAGAGAAUGAUGUCACACCCACCGAUGACUUGGAUUACAGGCAUCACAACUACAAGGAGAUGAGGCAGAUGAUGAAAGUGAUAAAUGAAGAGUGUCCCAACAUCACCAGAAUCUACAACAUUGGCAAGAGCUCUCAAGGGCUGAAGAUGUACGCGAUGGAGAUCUCGGACAACCCGGGAGAGCAUGAGACAGGCGAGCCAGAAUUCCGCUACACCGCUGGUCUUCAUGGGAAUGAAGUUCUAGGCAGAGAGCUACUAUUACUGCUCAUGCAGUUCCUUUGCAAGGAGUACAACGACGACAACCCUCGAGUGCGACGCUUGGUGGAAGGAAUGCGCAUUCAUUUAGUGCCUUCUCUCAAUCCAGACGCGUACGAGCUGGCUUAUGAAAUGGGCUCGGAAAUGGGAAACUGGGCCCUAGGACACUGGACUCAGGAAGGUUACGACAUUUUCCAGAACUUUCCUGACCUUAAUAGCAUCCUUUGGGGUGCAGAAGACAGGGGCUGGGUUCCCCGAAUUGUGCCCAACCACCAUAUCCCCAUUCCCGAGAACUUCUUGAAUGGAUCAGUGGCUGCUGAGACAAAGGCCAUCAUCUCCUGGAUGCAACGAACGCCCUUCGUUCUGGGAGCAAACCUGCAGGGAGGUGAGAAUAUUGUCACGUACCCGUUUGACAUGCAGAGGCCACCACAGGCCAGAGUCCCAGCUGGGCGUCCAAGCUACAACAUGAAUGAAGAGACGUGGGCGAGGAUACAGAGGCAAAAUGAAAAUGCGCUACGUGAGACGCCUGACGAGAACAUGUUCCGCUGGCUGGCCAUGACCUACGCUCACAGCCACCUCACUAUGACGGAGACGCAGCACGGCUUGUGUCACACUGAUGACAUCACAGGCGGCCAGGGCAUCAUUAAUCAUGCUAGCUGGAAACCUGUUGUAGGAAGCAUGAAUGAUUUCAGUUACCUUCACACAAACUGCUUUGAGAUAUCCAUCUUUCUGGGUUGUGACAAAUUUCCGCACGAAAGCGAGCUGCCUUUGGAGUGGGAGAACAACCGGGAAGCCCUGCUUGCUUUCAUGGAGCAGGUGAAUCGUGGCAUCAAAGGUGUGGUAAAGGACACUGCUGGGAAUGUAAUCUCAAAUGCUACAAUAUCAGUGGAGGGCAUCAGGCAUGACAUCAAAACAGCUUCAACAGGUGAUUACUGGCGUCUUUUACACCCAGGUGAGUAUCGUGUGACUGCAAGAGCUGACGGUUAUUCACCUCAGACGCGCUUGUGCAUGGUAGGCUACGGGGCAGGCGCAUCACGAUGCAGCUUCACAUUAUCCAAGUCUAACUGGGCAAGAAUUAUAGAGAUCAUGGAGCAGAAUAGGAGUAAACCAGUUCGGGUGGGUACCCGGACCCAAACUGGAAGCAAAAGCAGUACCGGUACAAAUAAAAAUAACCUGCUUGUUGGGGAAAGACGAGAACGACUGCGCCGUCUGCGCAUUCUGCGGAUGCAGAGGCUAAGAGGCAAAAUGACUACCACUGUAGUGCCAACAACUACCACCACCACUACAACCACCACCACCACCACCGCCACCACCACCACCACCACUCCACAUCCCACCACCCACACAGAGCUGAGCACAGAAACCACUGACUCGUGGUUCGACUCGUGGUUUGUGAAAAACAACAACAACGUGCCAGACCCCAUCGAGUCUGAGCUCCCCGAGACCGAACCAACACGAGACUACUUUGAGUACAGAAUAGAUGAUUAUUGAGCAGUUUUACAAACCUUAAUUCUCUACUAAUAUGGACGUUCACUCUGUGGAACAGAGUGGCUAAAGAUUUUUGGAUAUUCUCCUAAUGAGAUUUAACAAAACCUAUAUAAAUCAUAAAAGGCCACCUUGCGUUCAACUUACAAAAGUGCACUCUUUUUUUUUUUUUUUUUUUUUUUGUAAUGUCACGUUUUUAUAAUAAAAAUGCCUGGAUUCUA
Molecule: messenger RNA, 3534 nt
Organism: Tachysurus fulvidraco (yellow catfish)
Lineage: Eukaryota; Metazoa; Chordata; Actinopteri; Siluriformes; Bagridae
Gene: aebp1a
Product: AE binding protein 1a
Exons: 20
Coding region: 137-3319 (1060 amino acids)
Biological process (GO): negative regulation of transcription by RNA polymerase II; proteolysis
Molecular function (GO): metallocarboxypeptidase activity; RNA polymerase II transcription regulatory region sequence-specific DNA binding; DNA-binding transcription repressor activity, RNA polymerase II-specific
Source: RefSeq, a predicted model, not a curated record